This is a messenger RNA of Vespa crabro (European hornet), 4117 nucleotides long. RefSeq names its product CXXC motif containing zinc binding protein. Gene Ontology annotation, molecular function: zinc ion binding. The transcript has a single exon. Lineage: Eukaryota; Metazoa; Arthropoda; Insecta; Hymenoptera; Vespidae. Bases 211 to 696 code for a protein of 161 amino acids. The record is from RefSeq and is a predicted model, not a curated record.
CUCAUUUGAUACACAUGCGCUAUCUAGCAUGUAUUUGGACUCACGUUAUAAAUAUUUGUUAAUGUCAAUGAGGACGACAGAACUUAAUUUAAUGAUAAUACAGAAAUUAAAAGCCCUAGAAAAAUUUUGUACCCAGGAAAAGGGCAGGGUGAUUAGUUCAAUUUAAGUGUGAAAAAAAUUUUUAAAUCAAUAUAAAUCGUUGAAACCAAAAUGGUUAAGAUAGCAUUGAAAAUCAAAGUAUUGUUGGAGAAUAUAGAAGAAUUGAAGUCCUCAGGAUUAAGCCAUAAUUGGUAUUUUAAAUUUAAAUGUUGCAAUUGUGGUGAAAUAACAAAGAAAUGGUGCUCUGUUUCUUUAGAAGAUUCUAUCCCAAGUACAAAGGGGAAUGCUGUGAAUCAUUUUCUAGCUAAAUGCAAGCUUUGUGGUCGUGAGAACUCUAUGACUAUUGUAGAAGAUUCUAUCAAAUCGUUUACUGCUGAAGAUCAAGGAAGAUUUAAAAAAAUCGUUAUAUUAGAUUGUAGAGGACUAGAACCUUGUGAUUUUUCUGCACGAGAAGGAUGGAUCGCAAAAGCUAUAGACAAUGGUACAGAAUUUACGGAUGUUGAUUUAUAUGAAUAUGAAUGGAUUGAAUAUUGCGAGAAAAUAAAGAAACCUGUUGGAAUAACCGAAAUUGAGCACAGAUUUGAAAGAGUUAAAUAAAAUAUCUAUUCAUAAAAUGAUGUAUAUAAAAUAGUUCUCAGUUAGUGUUUCUUUAUUGUUUUAAUUAAUUAUUAAGUUUAUACAAUCUACAUGUAUACCCUUCUGGUUGAAAAUUGUUAGAUUGCAUUUAUUCAUUAUACUCAUUAUCAUACUUUCUAAAGUAUGGAUAUUUUGUAAUUGCAAUUUAGAAUAACACAAAAGAUUAUUUACUUACUAAGUAUAUUGUUUACUUACUAAGUAUAUUGUUUAUAUCAACUAUGUACAAAGUCCUUGAAUAAAGCAGUAAUUUCAUAAUGCAUAAGUAUCUGUGUUUUUGUUUCUCAUAAAGUAAUUGCAUUUGAAGUAACAUAUUACUGCUGGAUUUAAAUGUCAACUUAAACAUGUUAAUGUUGAUUUGUAAGGAUAUGAGUAUACAAACUGACACAUAACUCUAACGACAUAAUAUAAUUUAUUCAUAAUCAUAUAAAAAAACCAUUUAAUUUCAUAAAUGGCUCAAUACACAGGAAAUAUCAUUCGCAACAAUUAUUUCGUUAUUCCUCUGAAUAUGUCCAAACCUGCCAAUUGUUGCCAAAACAAAUGCCUGCAAUUAUGAUCACAAAUUAACAUUAAAACUUUUCUUUUCCCUUUCUUUUUUUUUUUAUCUUUUUUUUUUUUUAACUAUUUUUAAAUUAUGAAUGAGAAUCUCAAAUAGAAAUUUUAAAUGUUAGAUGUAUAACGUGCUAAUGUUCUAUAUACUUCUGGAAUGUGUUGAUGCAACUAAUGAAAAUAAUUAUAUUCAUAUGUAUUAACCUUCUUGACGUGUAGAUUGUAAAAUUAUAAUCUUCAUUGAUUAAAAACUAAGUCUGUACAGUUUUUAUGUAUAAAAGUUUGAAUUAUUUCAUAUAAUCUAAGCUAGCUUAGAAACAUAAAACAACAUUCUUAUUAUCGGAACUAACUUCCCAACUGGUUGUACAAUGUACAAUAAAAUAGUUUUUGCAAAAUGCGUAAAUAAAUCACAAGAAAUAUUUAAAGGAAUAUUCUAAACUUUUUAAUCAUUGGUUACCUAUCUCUCUAAUUCUACUAACGCUAUAUUCUUCUAAUGUCUCUCUUUUACUAUGGUUUUCUAAUACCUAACACAAAUAAAUAUCAUGUGCGCAUUACAUUCCAUUGCCCAUGAAGGGGGAUUUAACAUAUAAAUCACAUGUAAAUAAUCAUUUCUAAAUGUUUUAAUCUAACAAUAAUAAAUAACUCUAUCAGUCUAUUCUCACAAAAAUAUCACUGCGACUGAAAGUAUUCUUAUCCUUUGAAUCACCAGAGUCAAAUCUUUAUAUAUCUGUUAAAGUAGAUAUCACAUUUACAAAGAAUGUAGAACCGGCUCUUUUUUCUUUCUUUUUUGUUUUUCUUUUCUUUUAUGAAACAACCAGAGUAUUUGUAUUAUUAUUAUUAUUAUUAUUAUUAAAUUUAUUACAACAAACAAUACUUAAUAAUAAAUGUUCUAGUUAAGAUGUUCUAGUAAUAUGUUCUAGAUAAGACUUGAACAUUAAUAUUAAUAACAAUAAUUUUUAUAACACGCAUGGAUUUAGUAAUAUAAAUUAUGAUAGGCCAUUUAAUUGGCAAAAAUGUUAUUAUCUAAUAAGUAAAAUUUGAACUGUAAUAAUCACUUAAGAAUUGACUCUGGUAUAUAUCAUUGAAGAUUUUUAUAUUCUUCUAAAACAUAAUAAAAAUAAUUCAUUUUCUACGAUAAUCUGAAAUUAACAUUAUAAUAAUCGUUUUGAAUUAUUCAAUGUUAUUAGUGUAUGCGCAUUUAGUAUUUUUUAAUAAACUAAAUAAUUCUAUAGUACUAUGCUAGAUUAUCAUCUUUGGUAUGGUAAUGGGAAGUACGCUUAUUCUAUCGACAGCAAUGGUCAUCUUAUCAGUUUGAUAACUGAUAUUACUCUUUAAAGGUAUGUAUUUCGUAGAUAUAGGAACAUUAUGAGUAAUGUUGAUGAAUUACAAUACGCCAUUUCUUUUAGCUCUACUUGUAAAAAAUAAUUUACACUGUGUAGUCACUGUGAAAAAGAAAGAAAAGAGAUUUUUGGGUAGGAUUCUAUUUCUUUUUUCUUUUUUUUUUUUUUUUUGUUUUUCCUCAUAUAUACUAUACACAUUUGUACAGUACACUGAAAAGUAAGAUUAAUUAAUACAAAAUUUAAUCCAUUCCAAGGAUUUUUAUGGAGAAACUAUUUGCAUGAUAAUAAGCAUAUCAAUAAAAAAAAAAAAAAAAAAAAGAAAAAAGAAAAAAAGAUCCUUGCUCUUAACAAGCAAGAAAAUUCUAAAUGAGUAUGCGCGUACUGUUUAUUCUGCGAUAGAACAAGUUUUUUUUAUGGGAUAAAUUUGGGCCAUAUUCAUUGGGUACACAAUUUAAGGAAUUUCCUAAUAUCUAAUCGAUUAUAGUUCAUCAUAUUACCUACCUGUUUAUGCUUCUGCUAGAUGUGAAUUCCUAGAUUUGCUAUAUGAAUAGACUACAUGCAUUUUUUUUUGCCUUUUUUUUCCUUUUUGUUUUUUUUUUUUUUUUUUUUUUUUUUUAUAACAUUCGUUUAGUAUUUAUUCGUGUUUAUUUUUCUUUUUUUUUUUCCGACGACUUUUAGAAUUCUUUUCUUUAUCAAGCUUCUUUUAAAGAUUAAAGCGACACCUCCGAAUAGGCCCGUCAAAGACAAACUCCAAAGAUUUCUACAAAUUUAUUAGAAAUUUUUACUCUUCCUUUAUCUGAACACACUCUAUUAUAGUCGAGGAAACCUAAUCAUGGAAGAUCCCAAUUGAAAUAUUAUUAAUAUUUCCUAUUAAUGUGAACACUUGCUAGAACGUCACUGUGACAAAUAGUAUGAAAUAUCUACUUCGAAUUGUCAAUGAACAAAAGUAGAAAGAAAAAAGAAAAAAAAAAAAAAUAUAUAUAUAUAUAUUAGCAGAAAAAAAAGAGAAGGUAAUACUUGAAGCGUCGUUUGAAUCGUGUAGACAAAGAGAAUGAUGCCCUUAAAAAUAUACAACAUCUUCAAUUACGAAUGUCUUACCACGUUAUUAGACAGGCAGAAAAAUACAUCGAUUCGUUUGCGCAACAUGCGUCAGCAUUCGGUAGUAAUUCAGCUAUAUACAUUUGCUUCCAUCGAUACUCUGCCUCAUAGAUCCAUUUUAUCUUCGGCGAAAUCACAUUACAUAUUAUAAUUCGAUGAUAAAAAAAAAAAAAAAAAAAGAAAAAAAGGAAAAAAAAAAUAUGCAAACGAAAUUCGGCUGUUGAGAAUAUUCCUGAAAAAUACUUACAGCAGAUUCUUUCUCCAUCGUUAGAUCGGUCUUUUUUUUUUCUUUCUUUCUUUCAUUUCUUUUUUUUCCCCCUCUUUUUCUUUUAUAUAAAUUAUCAAUCGAUGAUAUCUACCUAUCUAGAUAAAACUUGAGUAUUUUUCACGGAUAUAUA